Molecule: messenger RNA, 3119 nt
Organism: Schistosoma haematobium
Lineage: Eukaryota; Metazoa; Platyhelminthes; Trematoda; Strigeidida; Schistosomatidae
Exons: 2
Coding region: 927-1616 (229 amino acids)
Biological process (GO): protein phosphorylation; multicellular organism development; cell surface receptor protein tyrosine kinase signaling pathway
Cellular component (GO): signaling receptor complex
Molecular function (GO): transmembrane receptor protein tyrosine kinase activity; ATP binding
Source: RefSeq, a predicted model, not a curated record
UUACAUUAGAUUAAUAAGAAGUAUGCAAUGUGUUAGCGCAAUACGUUUCGAACAUUAUUACAUUGUUCUGAGAAUAUUCGUCUUCUUAUUAUACUAUACAGAUUUAUCAAAAGGACUAAUUACAUUAAAUUUCAUUGAUUAUAAGCAUUUUCUACUUUAGGUUUAUUACUUGAAAUUAUAAAUAAUAAUGUCGGGACGUAAUUCAAUUGAUUUGAUUUGUUUCCUAAUUCACAGGCUCACUUGAUCACGUAGAAAUUAUGGAGAAAGGUUCUUGUUCUGUACAUUAACUUUGCCUAUUUUUUUGUUGUUGGUGUUAUUCCUUCAAAACGAGAUUUUUGGUCUCUCCAUACUUUACACUGAUUCCACAAAAGUCUAAUGUAGUGCCAAAUAACCAGAAUCCUAGAUUUUCCUGUCAACUACCUACAACUACUUAAAAUCUCAAUAUAAUGUGCUUGCAUUGUUGAAUUUCUGACUAGACAAGUGGUUAACAAUAUAAUUUGGUUUUGGAUAGCAGAGUGGAUACUUAAACUUCUUCAAAAAUAUUGAUUGUCAGUGUCAUGAACAGCAUGAAAAAUCAAUACGUUUACCUGAUGCAGAUCUCAAUGAUAGUUAUACUGGUUCAGAAUGAUUAAAAUGUACAACCGAAAUGUCAGAUUAAGUGUCACUAAAGUUGGUGAAUACAGAUGGUUCAUCUAAAGGAAUCUAUUUCAAAGAUGUAGUGUACAUGCUCUCCAUACUCAUUAGAAUAUUAGCAUACUAUGGAAGCAAAUACUAUGGGAAUUCAUAUCAUAUUAUUGGUUCAGUAGUACUUCCAAUAAAUUAUUUGAUUGUUUGGUCAGAACUUGCUCCCAAAAUAAAUCCAUCAGCAUCAGUUAAUGCCUUCAAAUUUCGAAGCUCCGAAAUGAAAUACAUGGAUUGCUAAUGGAAUGGCUUAUUUGGAAAAAGAGCACUAUAUUCAUCGUGAUUUAGCCGCACGUAAUAUUUUAGUUGGAGAAAAUAAUUGUGUUAAAGUAGCUGAUUUUGGUUUAGCUCGUAUGGUGGAAGAUCACUACUCUACAUAUAUGGCUCAGAAAAGUACAAAAUUCCCAAUUAAAUGGACAGCACCAGAGGCUGCAUUAAUGGGUCGUUUUACAAUAAAAUCAGAUGUCUGGUCAUUUGGUAUUGUUAUUUAUGAAUUAAUUACACUAGGCCAAGUUCCUUAUCCAUCAAUGAAUAACACAGAGACAUUGCAUCAAGUUAGUACUGGUUAUCGUAUGCCACGUCCAGUGAAUUGUCCACAACCAAUAUAUGAUAUGUUAUUACGGAUAUGGGAUAGCUGUCCAGAAAAACGUCCUACAUUCUCAGUUCUAUUUGAAUUUUUUGAAGAUUAUUUUGUCACAUCUGAUACUAAUUAUAAACAUGCUAAUUCAGCAUUAACUGGUUUUAGUGCUUCCAUCACAACUGUUAAUAAUAAUGAUAUUAGUCUACAUCAACCAGCCAAAUCAAUACCACUUGACACAACAAGUUCAUCUAGCACAACGUCGAUCAAUAUCGACGGUACUCAUUCCGCUAUAUCGAAAUGUUGUAGUGGACGUCUAUUAUCAAGAGAUAAAUUACUGCGCCAAAGUACUCAUUAAUUGAACAAGUAUUUGAUUGAAUUUAGUUUUUAGUUCUUGUUUGGUUGUGCAGUUUAUUUCCAUGUUAUUGAUUGAUGAAUUAUUGAAACUAUCUACCUGAAUGUAAUCAGAUUAUUAUUCUUUUUUUUUUGCUCAUCUUUACUUUAUUUUUUAAAAAACAAAAGAAAAAUGGAAAUUUAUGUUUAAUGUUGUUCAAAUAAUUACCGGAUGAAUUAUUCCCCAUUUUAAUUUAUUUAAAUAUAGUUGUAUUAUUCAUUUAUAAUGCAUUUAAUAGAGAUGAUAAUAAGAACAAUUUCAUUUCACAUUAAUGAUGAUGAUUAUUAUUAUUGUCAAAAUCAAACAUUGAGGCAUUGAAAUGUGAAAUGUCUAUUUAAUUAUUGAAAUAUCUAUUGUGAUUGUGAUUAAUUUUGCAUUUUAUUUAAUUAACUAACAUACUCGAAGUAUUGCAUUUACAAAUAAUCUGUAUUGUAAAUAUAUCAAUACAACCAACCAACAAGCAUCGCCAUAACUCAGGGUGUUUUAAACAAAGCAUUUUUGUGUUUUUUCUCUCUCUCCCAUUAAUGAUAGAUUAUUUUUUAUUAUCUCCACUUAUCUUUAAUGUAUUUCUCUUCUCAAUUGUAUUCCUUCAUUUACUUAAUUUCAUUCAUUUCUCCUAUUUAUGAUUUGUAAAUUUAUAUCAUAAUCUUAAUUCCUAUGGUGAUUGUGUUGUGUAUGUGGCUUUUCACCGACUUAUUAUGCAGUUCACUGAUUCAUUCCUUUUGUUUUAUUAAAAUUCUUCUGUUUUCUGAAAUGUAUUUCAAAUUAUAUAAUAAUAAUAAUAAGAAGAAGAAGGUGAAGAAGAACAUUAGCUCAUAAAUUUCACGUAGUUGUUUGUAUUCGUCAUGUGUUGCGGAUGACUUGUUCAAGCAUUCUUGACUCUAACUUAAUAUAUGGUGGGUUAUAUUUUUAACAUUGAGUUUAGUUUACUAAUUUACUUGAAUAAUGAAUGAUCCAAUCCAACUCAUUAAUUUACUUCUUUCCUACCCCUUCCCUCCAAAGAAUAAUUGUAUAUUUUCAAAAUCGAAAGCAUUUAUUGCUUCCUUUACACCUUUGUUAUUCUUUUAUUUUGGAUACAGGAAUAACUGCAAGUGUAUAUAUAUACACAUGUGUGUGAAAUUUUCCUCUUUAUCCUUUCGAAUCAACUAUAUUAUUAUUAUUACUGACUUAUCUGUCCAUCCUAGGCUAAUAAUUUUGUUCGUAACGAUUCCAAAUUAUUAUAACUUGUCUAUGUUUAAUGGUUUUAUUGUGAUAAUUGUUUUUUUGCUUUGCUGUUAUAAGUAAGAUACGUGUAAUCAAUUAGUCGGUUUGUAAGAAUGAAUUUCCCGAUACGAUAUGUAUGUGUGGUUUUGAUAUCAGUUUAAUAAAUCUCUGUCUGUAUGACAUUCAUUUGAACAAUGUCUUGUUUAGUUUUCAUUAGUAAACCGGUUAUCAGCGCUCUGCUUUGUGACCAUAACUUGUUAAGUU